This is a messenger RNA of Cygnus atratus (black swan), 1290 nucleotides long. RefSeq names its product acid phosphatase 6, lysophosphatidic (gene ACP6). Gene Ontology annotation, biological process: dephosphorylation. The record is from RefSeq and is a predicted model, not a curated record. NCBI's taxonomy places the organism in Eukaryota, Metazoa, Chordata, Aves, Anseriformes, Anatidae. Gene Ontology annotation, molecular function: phosphatase activity.
AUGGGCUGGUGCCGGCGGCUGGGGCUGCUGGGCGGGCUGGCCCUGUGGGCACGGCACCUCCGGGGGGCGGCGGGGGCCGGGGGGGGGCCCGAGGGGCAGGGAGCCGAGAGCGGGGAGCUGGAGCUGAGGCUGGUGCAGGUGGUGUUCCGACAUGGCGCCCGCACCCCGCUGCGGCCCCUCCCGGGGGCGGCGCCGGUGGAGUGGCACCCCCGGCUGCUGGAGGUGCCCGCUCGGACCAAGCUGGACUACACGGUGACCGACCUCAACGGGGGCCCGCGGCCCCCCUCGCGCUACGAGGAGAACUACAAGAAGACGACGUUCAAGGGCGGUGCGAGCGGGCAGCUGACGACGGUGGGGAUGCAGCAGAUGUUUGCCCUGGGGGAGAGGCUGAGGAGAAGCUACGUGGAAGAAGCCAACUUUCUCUCACCGACCUUUAAGCCUGCUGAAGUCCUCGUCCGUUCCACUAAUAUUUUCCGGAACCUGGAGUCCACACGGUGCCUGCUGGCUGGGCUGUACCAACAGCAGAAAGAAGGAUCUGUUGUCAUUGUCACUGAUGAAGCAAGCUCAGAAAUCCUCUACCCCAAUUACCACAACUGCCAGCGCCUGAAAUGCUUGAACAGGCAGAAGUUGAAGAAUGCUCUGCUACAGCCAGGUAUCUCUGAUGACUUGAAAACAAUUAAGGAGAAGAUGGGUAUUGACGGUGAUAAGUCUGUGGACUUUUUUCUUCUCCUUGAUAACCUUUAUGCUGAGCAGGUGCAUGGGUUGCCGAGCUGCCCUGUGCUGAAGAACUUUCAGCAGACAGUUGAGCGUCGAUCCGUUGACUCGCUGCUUUUCUUUCUGGAAGACGGUUCAAGAGAAGUUCUUCAGAUGUGUGUUGGUGUCCUUUUCUAUACCUUACAGAAGAACAUUACAGAAGCAGCAGAUUCCUCAUCUCCAGCUGAAAAGGCCAGAAAGCUUAUUCUCUAUGCUUCUCAUGACGUUACCCUUAUUCCUCUCCUGGUGGCCCUGGGCACCUUUGAUCACAAGUGGCCCCCUUACGCUGCGGAUGUGACCCUGGAAUUGUAUCAGCACCGGCAGUCCAAAGAGUGGUUUGUUCGCGUGUCUUACCAUGGGGAGGAGCAAGUGGUGAAAGGAUGUAGAGCAGGUCUCUGCCCACUGGAAGAAUUUCUAGAAGUACUUUCACAGUAUUCAGUCACUCCAGAGGAAUACAAUAACCUGUGCUCCCAAAUGGAGGAGAAUCAGCAAAGUGACUCGUAAAUAGUUCUUAAAUUAAACCGUUUAUUGUCACAA